CAAAGUCAAAAAAAAAAAAAAAAUCAAGGUUGCAGCAGCUCCCUCCUUUACAUUGUUUUGCCUGCACCUGCUGUAUGUGACUGGCUGGAGCAGAAGGCAGCAGCAGCAGCAACAGCAGCAGCAUUCGUAACACCUCCGAUGAGAAUAGUAGUAAAGGGAGGAAAUGAGCAAAGCAUCUCCCGUGCGGAAGCCUGUAUUCUUCAGCAGAUCCCGACCAACACCACUGCAUCUGAUGCCUCUCUCCCACAGGAGCUUCUGGUAGUUUGAAGGUAACAAAACAACCUGGAAGCCCACAAGAACAUCAGAAGGGGAGGCGGUUACGGAGGAAGGCACUUUGAAAAGAAUCCAUUAUGGACAGGGAGUCUUUCGGGCGAAGGUGCCAUUAUUUUUGUUCCCUGUUUGCGGAGAUAAAAGGAGCCGGCAAGGAGAAUCUUGGAGAAUUCUUCAGGGGCCUUUCUGUCAUUGUUCUCUCUUCCCCCUUGUGCAUCACGACGUGCUGACCUUUUCCAGUGGAAUUUGAGCCCCCCGCCACCCUACCCCCAGUUCCAGCUGACAGGAAGAGCUCUCCCUCCCCACCCCCACCAGCACAUACCCCUCUUCCACAGACACUUCCAUUUGAAUAGAAGAUGCAUCUUUUGGCUGAAAUUCUUUUGUUGUGACAUUGCCUUGUAGCCAAUUGUCUCACCACAGGAAAUAAAAGGAAAAAAAGAAAAGAAAAGAAAAAGACAAAAGGAAAUUCUUCCCGAAGCAGGGAAGGAAACUAAAACAAAAGCAAAACAAAAUAACACUACGGAGAUCUAGAAGAUCACAAACCUCCAACUUUAGAAGAAAAUGCACCAUUAACCCCCCCCCACCACCACCACCACAAUCAAUCAAUAACAAUGAACAGUCACAGUCUUUCAUCUGGAUACAGCUUCUAAAGGAGAGCUUUGGCUUGAUACUGGGUCUCUGGCCUGUAUGAUGCCUGAAGAUAGAAAUGGUGGGGUCCGCACCUCAGGGGCCUUAGCAUCGGCUCCUUUCAUUCCUAAAACUACCUAUAGGAGAAUUAAACGGUGCUUUAGUUUUCGCAAAGCUGCUGAUGGUUCCCGUUUGGCGAUUCUGCAACAUGCAGAGCAUGAGGCUAGGAAAGAGGGUUCCUCCCCUCUCCACCCACGAACAGGUAUCUUUGGACAGAAGCUGGAAGACACAGUCCGGUAUGAGAAGCGAUAUGGGAAUCGUCUGGCUCCCAUGUUGGUGGAGCAGUGUGUGGAUUUUAUCCGACUGCGGGGGCUGAAGGAGGAAGGGCUCUUUCGACUUCCGGGUCAGGCUAACCUUGUCAAAGAGUUACAGGAUGCAUUUGACUGUGGAGAGAAGCCAUCAUUUGACAGCAGUACGGAUGUGCACACGGUGGCAUCGCUUCUCAAACUGUAUCUAAGAGAACUCCCAGAACCGGUUAUCCCCUAUGCAAAAUAUGAGGAUUUUCUUUCCUGCGCCAAAUUGCUCAGCAAGGAAGAGGAAACGGGGGUGAAGGAAUUAGUGAAACAAGUAAAGAGCCUGCCACCUGUCAAUUACAAUCUACUGAAAUAUAUCUGUAGAUUCCUGGAUGAAGUCCAGUCCUAUGCGGGUGUAAACAAAAUGAGUGUGCAAAACCUGGCUACUGUAUUUGGUCCCAACAUCCUGCGCCCAAAAGUGGAAGAUCCUCUCACCAUCAUGGAGGGUACUGCAGUAGUCCAGCAGCUGAUGUCAGUGAUGAUAAGUGAACAUGAACAGCUAUUUCCCAAGGACACAGACUUUCAGGCAGGGGAAGAGGUGUGCAAUAACAACAAUGAGAUCCAGAAGAAAAUGAUCAUUGGUCAGCUCCAGAAUAAAGAGACCAAUAACAACAAGGAGACAGCGGUGAGAAGCUGUUCUUGGGACACACCUGAGCCUCUCCAGAGGGCAAGCAUGGACAAUGGGUCUCCCACAGUGCUGCCAGGGAGCAAGUCAAACAGUCCAAGGAACAGCAUUCACAAACCUGAUGUCACAAGAAGCCCACCUCUCAUGGUGAAAAAAAACCCAGCCUUUAAUAAAGGCAGUGGCAUAGUCACCAAUGGGUCCUUCAGCAGCUCUGUGGAGGGCCAUGAGAAAACCCAGACCUUACCAAAUGGUACCCUGCAGGCCAGGAGAACAUCAUCCCUGAAAGGUCCAGUUACUAAAAUGGGCACACACAGCAUGCAGAAUGGAGGCGUGCGAAUGGGCAUUUCAAGCACGGAUGCACACAGCAACUCCCUGAACAGCCGAAACCUGAGCUGGAUGCCCAAUGGGUAUGUCACGUUGAGGGACAGUAAACAAAAGGAAUUGGUGAGUGAUUCGGGCCAGCAUAACAGACUCUCCACCUAUGACAAUGUCCACCAGCAGUUCUCCAUGGUGAAUUCGGAUGAUAAACAGAGCAUAGAUAGUGCCACCUGGUCCACAUCCUCUUGUGAAAUAUCCCUACCCGAACACUCCAACUCCUGUCGAUCGUCUACAACCACCUGCCCCGAGCAAGACUUUUAUGGGGGUAAUUUUGAAGACUCGGUACUAGAUGGGCCACCACAUGAAGACCUCUCCAACCAAGGAGACUAUGAGAGUAAAACUGACCGAAGAAGCGUGGGAGGACGCAGCAGCCGGGCCACCAGCAGCAGCGAUAACAGUGAAACGUUUGUCGCAAACAACACGAGCAACCACAGUGCUCUGCACAGCCUAGUGUCCAGCUUAAAGCAGGAGAUGGCAAAACAGAAGGUGGAGUAUGAAACAAGGAUAAAGAGCUUGGAACAGAGAAACCUCACCCUUGAGACAGAAAUGAUGACCCUGCACGAUGAGCUGGACCAGGAAAGGAAGAAGUUUACAAUGGUAGAAAUCAAAAUGCGCAAUGCAGAGCGGGCCAAAGAAGAUGCAGAGAAGAGGAACGACAUGCUGCAAAAAGAGAUGGAGCAGUUUUUCUCAACAUUUGGAGAACUAACAGUGGAGCCUCGCAGGCCUGAGAGAGGCAACACCAUAUGGAUUCAGUGAGCAUUCUGAGCUGAGACUGUGGGAUUCUGGGAAGGGAUGUUGGGGUAUUAUACUGUUUCAGGUGGCUGGUCACCUGACUGAGGCUAGCACUCAACAAAAUGUUGUAAACCAUUGAAGGAAGAAAUACCUACAGACAUUAAGCACCCAUACUGCAGUGUGUACUUAUCAAGUUAUCGUACUUUUUGAAUGCUUCAUAAUGCUAGUGUCAAGUGUUACAACUGAAUGUGUAUAUAGGUUUUAAAAAAAGGUCAUCUUAAAGAGAGAGCGAGAGACAUCUCAAAAAAUAUUUUAAUGCAAGUCUUGUAUUUAAACUGGUAAAUUGAAAUGUUGUUGCAAUCAAGCUUUAUAUCAAGGCUUUUCUCCCUUGCACUUAACAUAAUAAGCUAUUUUUGGCAUUGUGUUACCAUCAGCUUAUUUUUUAUAUCAAUUUUUUUUGUUACCCUUCUUGCAUGGGGGGAGGGGAACUAAAGAUAAACAAAUAUAUAUAAUGUUAGUUAUUAAAACAAGAGAUAAUGUGUGGCUGUGCUGUUUGUGCCAAUGGACUUGCCCAUGACCAAAAAGAAAAGUGUAAAUAAUUUUAUAAAAAUAUAACAUUAACAUC
Molecule: messenger RNA, 3610 nt
Organism: Malaclemys terrapin pileata
Lineage: Eukaryota; Metazoa; Chordata; Testudines; Emydidae
Gene: ARHGAP24
Product: Rho GTPase activating protein 24
Exons: 8
Coding region: 958-3009 (683 amino acids)
Biological process (GO): wound healing, spreading of epidermal cells; negative regulation of ruffle assembly; negative regulation of Rac protein signal transduction
Cellular component (GO): focal adhesion
Molecular function (GO): GTPase activator activity
Source: RefSeq, a predicted model, not a curated record